This is a messenger RNA of Lutra lutra (Eurasian river otter), 4735 nucleotides long. RefSeq names its product dehydrogenase E1 and transketolase domain containing 1 (gene DHTKD1). Bases 115 to 2877 code for a protein of 920 amino acids. Gene Ontology annotation, biological process: tricarboxylic acid cycle. The record is from RefSeq and is a predicted model, not a curated record. The transcript is spliced from 17 exons. NCBI's taxonomy places the organism in Eukaryota, Metazoa, Chordata, Mammalia, Carnivora, Mustelidae. Gene Ontology annotation, molecular function: oxoglutarate dehydrogenase (succinyl-transferring) activity; thiamine pyrophosphate binding.
CGCCUCGCGCUUCCCGCUGGGCCACUGCACGGGUUCCAGGCGGCCCAGGGGCGACCCUUCGUUCUCCCGGCGCCUGCUGCCCCUCGUCUUGCGACUCAGGGGUCCGGGCGGGCCAUGGCCACGGCCACUGUGGCAGCAGCAAGACGAGGCUUCUGCCGAGCCCCUCCGCUUCUCCUCCGGCGCGGUUACCAAACGGAGAAGGGCGUUUAUGGCUACCGGCCAAGGAAGCCCGAGAGCCGGGAGCCCCGGGGCGGCCUGGCGCGCCCUCCAGUUGAUCAUGGUCUUGCCAGAUUGGUGACAGUAUACUGUGAACAUGGUCAUAAAGCUGCCAAAAUCAACCCCCUCUUCAGUGGACAAGCCUUGCAGGAGAACGUGCCUGAGAUCCAAGCUCUUGUACAGACCCUUCAGGGACCCUUUAAUACCACAGGAUUAUUAAACAUGGGGAAGGAGGAGGCCUCUCUUGAGGAAGUACUGGCCUAUCUCAACCAAAUCUACUGUGGGCAAAUUUCUAUUGAAACCUCCCAACUUCAGAGCCAGGAGGAGAAAGAUUGGUUUGCCAGGCGAUUUGAGGAACUGAAGAAAGAGACCUUUAGCACAGAAGAGCGAAAACAUCUGUCAAAACUAAUGCUAGAAUCCCAGGAGUUUGACCACUUUUUGGCCACCAAGUUUGCUACAGUGAAGCGGUAUGGGGGUGAAGGAGCGGAAAGCAUGAUGGGCUUUUUCCACGAGUUGCUGAAAAUGGCAGCCUACAGUGGGAUCACAGAUGUGAUUAUUGGCAUGCCCCACAGAGGGAGGCUUAAUUUAUUAACAGGCCUUCUGCAGUUCCCUCCAGAGCUGAUGUUUCGUAAAAUGAGAGGCUUAAGUGAAUUUCCGGAAAAUGUUUCAGCCACUGGAGAUGUCCUGUCUCACUUGACCUCCUCGGUUGAUCUGGAUUUCGGCGCGCACCAUCCCCUCCACGUGACCAUGCUGCCUAACCCCUCGCACCUGGAAGCCGUCAACCCCGUGGCGGUGGGGAAGACUCGGGGAAGGCAGCAGUCUAGGCAGGAUGGGGACUACUCCCCAGAUAGUUCUGCUCAGCCUGGGGACAAAGUCAUUUGCUUACAGGUUCACGGUGAUGCAUCUUUCUGUGGUCAGGGGAUUGUUCCUGAAACAUUUACGUUGUCUAGUCUCCCACAUUUCAGAAUAGGUGGGAGUGUUCAUCUGAUUGUCAAUAACCAGCUGGGUUACACCACUCCUGCAGAAAGAGGAAGAUCUUCCUUAUACUGCAGUGACAUCGGAAAGCUUGUGGGCUGCGCCAUCAUCCACGUCAACGGAGAUAGCCCAGAGGAAGUGGUCCGUGCCGCACAACUGGCUUUUGAAUACCAGCGCCAUUUCCGGAAGGAUGUGGUUAUUGAUUUGUUAUGCUACAGGCAGUGGGGCCACAAUGAACUGGAUGAGCCCUUCUUCACCAACCCGGUCAUGUACAAGAUCAUCAGAGCCCGAAAGAGCAUCCCGGACACCUAUGCAGAGCACCUGAUUGCCAAUGGACUCAUGACUGGGGAAGAGGUGUCAGAAAUCAAAUCCUCCUACUACUCGAAGUUAAAUGACCAUUUAACCAACAUGGCGCACUACAGCCCCCCAGCCACCAACCUGCAGGCGCACUGGAAGGGUCUGGUCCAGCCGCCAGCCUGCAUUAGCACCUGGAACACAGGUGUGGCCCUCGACCUCCUGCGGUUUAUUGGUGGGAAGUCGGUGGAGGUGCCGGAGGAACUCCAGAUGCACAGUCAUCUGCUGAAGACCUACGUGCAGUCCAGGCUGGAGAAAGUGAUGGAUGGAACAAAGUUAGACUGGGCCACGGCAGAAGCUCUUGCCUUGGGCUCAUUACUUGCUCAGGGUUUCAAUGUCCGUCUCAGUGGGCAAGAUGUUGGCCGUGGAACUUUCAGUCAGCGGCAUGCAAUGGUUGUUUGCCAGAAGACCGAUGAUACCUAUAUCCCUCUGAACCAUAUGGAUCCUGAUCAAAAGGGGUUUCUAGAGGUCAGCAACAGCCCGUUGUCAGAAGAGGCUGUCCUGGGAUUUGAAUAUGGAAUGAGCAUUGAAAGCCCCAAGUUGCUGACCCUCUGGGAGGCUCAGUUUGGUGAUUUCUUCAAUGGUGCUCAGAUCAUUUUUGACACGUUCAUCUCUGGAGGGGAGGCCAAGUGGCUCCUACAGAGUGGCAUUGUUAUUCUCCUUCCCCACGGGUACGACGGGGCUGGACCCGACCACUCCUCUUGCCGCAUAGAGCGUUUCCUGCAGAUGUGUGACAGUGUCGAAGAAGGGGUAGAUGGAGACACGGUGAACAUGUUUGUGACACACCCAACCACCCCUGCACAGUAUUUCCACCUGCUCAGGAGACAGAUGGUUCGGAACUUCCGAAAACCCCUCAUCAUUGCUUCUCCGAAGAUGUUACUCAGGUUCCCUGCCGCUGUGUCAACUCUUCAAGAAAUGGCGCCAGGAACAACAUUCAAGCCGGUCAUUGGUGAUUCAUCUGUGGAUCCCAAAAAGGUCAAGAGGCUAGUGUUCUGCUGUGGCAAACAUUUCUAUGCCCUGCUGAAGCAAAGAGAAUCCUUAGAGGCCAAGAAGCAUGACUUUGCCAUCAUCCGAGUAGAGGAACUCUGCCCUUUCCCACUGGAUUCGUUACAGCAAGAGAUGAGCAAAUACAAACACGUUAAAGAUUUUAUUUGGAGUCAGGAGGAGCCUCAGAACAUGGGACCAUGGUGCUUUGUUUCUCCAAGGUUUGAAAAGCAGCUGGCCUGCAAGCUCCGUCUUGUGAGUCGACCCCCUUUGCCAGUCCCUGCUGUAGGAAUUGGCACCCUUCACCUGCAGCAGCAUGAAGAUGUCCUCACCAAGACCUUUGCUUGAUGGUGUCCUUUGAAACAGUGUUACUUCCUUUUAAGAAAUAAGCAUGAAAAGAAAAGCCGGCUCCUUUGCUCUCUUCUUCCAUUAGGCAACAUGAAAAGUCUGUGUUCCUCUAAGACGUUGGGAUUGAUGAGGAACAUUUAAUUGGAAUACACAGAGUAACCAAGGGAAUUAUCCAUCAAUCCAUGAACCUGAUGAGUCACCUUAAUCCUUGAAGGUACAACAGUGUUCUGUUUUGAGUGAGUUGUAGAACCAGUGCCUUACCCAGACUUUUUCAGACCAUGUUUUCUAAUUAACUAUAUAUGCCCAAGAAAGUCUCUUUAAUUUGAAUUUACAGAAUUUACCUGCAGAUCACCUGGACAUGACUUCUCAAUUUGCUUGGUGUGUAUCACUUUCAUUAAUUUUACCAUUCUUUAUUCAGAGUCCUGUGACUACCAGUAUUUUCAUUUUAUGUGAUCUCAGGGGCUGCUUUCCAGCCGCGGUGAGAAAUGUUUCACCAAAUGCUGGAGCAAAGCUAUGCUAGUCCUUAUGGAUGUUCUUCAGAAGAGCUGUUUUCACCCACUGACCUUAAAUAUCCAUCCCAUUACAAAGGACUCGGGAUGUAUCAUCUUUUUGCACAGUAUUAUUAAGGAGUUUUAGCGACAUUGAAAUUGUUUGUCAUCAUAUCUUUUUUCACCCUAAAUUCUUAUUGCAGUGAUAUCUUAAUAUUUUUUAUUGACUUUUGGUGUCUGAUACGGGGAUUUCAGCUCCUGGUUAGUCAGUCUUGCUGCUAAAAGGGUAUGAUGAAGUGAUGUUCAUUUGUGGUGUUUAAGGAGCAUUUUAACUUUAACACUGAAAACUUCCAAGCACCAAGUUCUUAGGGGUUUACGGAGAUCACCAGCCCAUUGCAUUACCUCUUAAACUUCAUGGAAGCUUAACUACAGAGCAGCAAGCUGUGUAGCUUAAUGUCACUUGGUGCUUCAGGGGCUCUGCCAUCUUCCAUUCUGGUGCUAUGACAGUUUUUCUUCUAAAUAAUGGAGGAAGUGCUGGGGCACUGGAAUGGCCUCUCCCUUUUUUGGCGACUGGUAAAGUCUUUCACAAUCAACAUGUUGUUUGGGCCACAGGAGUAGAUUUGCAGUUCACAUCUUCAGUGUAUGCAUUAGUGUGUUGAUUUAAUGUUUCUGUAAUAUUCACAGCCCUUUUAUUCCUAUGCAUCUUAAUGCUUCCUUCCUGUGUCAAGCCUUAUAAAUCAUGUAACUCGGUGCCACGCAUGUAAAUCGGUAUAAUUACAAAGUCUAUCUAAUGAAAACGGUUAUCAGUGUUGUAUACUGAACUAGAAAAACAUGAAAGGCCUGUCAUUGUUUUCAGAUCUUGGUUUCUUGAGUUAAAAAUUCCAAAGUUGAAGCACAAAAUGAGAUGGAAAACUAGGGUUCUUUUUUUUGUUUUGUUUUUUAGAAGUUUAGAUUUCUUCUAAUUUCUCUGGUAUCUUAUUAUGUCUUCACCACCAUGAGCCAUGAAAUUGUCUUCUAAAAAAAAAAUGUGUCUUCUGUAUCUUAACCUUCUUACUCUCAAUCACUGUUGCAACACGGGUCAGCGUUUUUAAUUACGUUGUAGGAAAGGACCAAAUCAAAUACUCCCAUAAUAAAGUAUGGGAUAAAAAUAUCAUAGCAAAAUUAAUAAAAAACCUUUAUUGUAUUCCUCUGGGAAAUUUGAUAAUGUGAUAUUUGUAUCCCAAUUAUAUCUACGUUAAUUUCAUAUUCAAUGAAGAAUAGAGCUCAAAUUGUGUAUUCAUUGAAGAGAAGUAUUAACAACCGUGAAAAAAAUGUUGAUUUUGUCUAAAGUGACAUAUUCUUAGUAAAAUAAAAUUUUCUUCUUUAAGAAC